AUGGGUGCCCAACACACCAAAGAUCGCGUUGUGUCAACUUCUGGAACAGUUGGACAAGGUGUGUCUUCAGGGCCGUUGUCUGUUCGGGGAACCAAAAACAGGUUUCAACAGCAGCAGCAACAGCAACUGCAAACGAAAAAUAGUUUUAAAGAUGGAAAGCAGUCUGGGUCGAAUAUAUUCACUGAACACAACGAAGCACUUCUACAGAGCAGACCUUUGCCACACAUACCUAGCAUUCCCGAUGGAUCUCCUCCAAGCGUCACAGGUUCUCCAUUGGAUUCCGCUGCCAGAUGGACAUCAAAAGAAAAUCUUUUGUGUCAAGAAGAAGAUGAUCCGCAACUUUUUGUAGCAUUAUAUGAUUUUACUGCAGGUGGAGAAAAUCAAUUAAGCUUGAAAAAAGGAGAACAAAUAAGAAUAUUAAGUUAUAAUAAAAGUGGAGAAUGGUGUGAAGCACAUUCCAGCCCUGGACAAGUUGGUUGGGUGCCCAGCAAUUAUGUUACUCCUGUUAAUUCAUUAGAAAAACAUUCAUGGUAUCACGGACCAAUUUCGCGUAAUGCCGCAGAAUAUCUUCUGAGUUCUGGCAUUAAUGGAAGUUUUCUGGUACGAGAAUCAGAAUCUAGUCCUGGGCAACGAUCUAUAUCUCUUCGCUAUGAAGGUCGCGUUUAUCAUUAUCGCAUAAAUGAAGAUAGUGAGGGAAAGGUCUACGUCACAACCGAAAGUAAAUUUAACACAUUGGCUGAAUUAGUUCACCAUCAUUCCUUGCAUUCUGACGGAUUAAUAACACAAUUGUUAUACCCCGCUCCGAAACACAAUAAGCCAACUGUCUUCGCACUGAGUCCAGAGCCCGAUGAAUGGGAAAUAAACAGAACCGAUAUAGUCAUGCGACAUAAAUUGGGAGGUGGUCAAUACGGUGAUGUUUACGAAGCCGUUUGGAUGAGGUAUAACAUGACGGUUGCCGUUAAAACUCUUAAGGAAGAUACAAUGGCGUUGAAAGAUUUUCUCGCGGAAGCAGCCAUCAUGAAAGAAAUGAAGCAUCCGAAUUUAGUUCAACUUUUAGGUGUUUGCACUCGGGAACCUCCAUUUUACAUAAUCACCGAAUUUAUGAGUAAAGGAAAUUUACUCGAUUAUCUUCGAACGGGUAGUAAAGAACACAUUAAUGCUGUUGCUUUAAUGUACAUGGCGACGCAAAUAGCAAGUGCUAUGAGUUAUCUCGAAAGCCACAGUUUCAUUCACCGAGAUCUCGCUGCAAGAAAUUGUCUCGUUGCUGAAAAUCAUUUGGUAAAAGUGGCCGAUUUUGGAUUGGCGAGGCUCAUGAGAGAUGAUACUUACACCGCUCACGCCGGAGCAAAAUUUCCGAUAAAAUGGACGGCACCUGAAGGUCUCGCUUACAAUAUUUUUUCGACAAAGUCGGACGUUUGGGCUUUUGGAAUAUUGCUUUGGGAAAUUGCGACCUACGGUAUGUCUCCGUAUCCAGGCGUUGAUUUAACGGACGUUUAUCACAUGCUUGAGAAAGGAUACAGAAUGGAAAUCCCUCCCGGAUGCCCGCCUAAAAUUUACGAGCUGAUGCGUCAAUGUUGGCAAUGGAAACCCAUCGAAAGACCGACAUUUAGAGAAAUACAUCACUCUUUGGAAAACAUGUUUCAAGAAUCAAGCAUCACAGAGGAAGUGGAAAAACAACUUCAAGGAACGGUGACUCCCCAAAUGCCUUGUAAAAAAUCAUCUCACAACUCCUCGGUCGGAGUGAAAAGCGUUAAUUUAGGAAGCACCGGAAAUUUGCACGGAUUAGUUCAAACGUCAGAUCCUCUUCCCAAAGAACAAGUUAAUAAACUUAGUACUUUUACUACUCCAACUCUUCCCGUAACUGCCAACAAAUCAAUGGUUCAAAUGAGACGUACUACGAACAAGAGAGGAAAACAAGCUCCGGCUCCACCAAAGAGAACCAGUUUAUUAUCUUCGUGUAGUUCCUUUAGAGAUUCGACAUUCGCCGAUCAGGAUUCCGGGGAAAAUCCAUCCGAUGAACAUUCGCAAGAGUGCAACGGCAAUAGCAAAGAGUUUCCAAAUUUAGGAUCGAUAAACAAAGGAGAUAGCGAAAGUGAUUUACAAGACCAAACACCGGAUACGGAUGAUUCGGGUGCUCAUUCCUAUCCGGAGCAGCCAACUCAACCUCCAAUGGAUUUGUCGCACGGUUCUUUUAAAAGAGCUCCGAUAAUGGGAAACAGAGGUUUGGAACAAAUAGGGAAAAAAACUAAAACGUAUCCGCCGAAAGAAUCCGGGGGGGAAAAGCCCGUGCAAAUAGCUGCUUUGGAAGUUCAAAACGUAAAACGUGCCAUUAACAGAUACGGAACUUUACCGAAGGGAGCAAGAAUAGGAGCCUACCUUGAAUCUCUUCGUCAAAGCGGUUUAAGCACCGAUUGUUGCGAAAGCGAAAUAAAAGAAGUUGUUCCUCUCGAAGAAACUCCGACGGCUUCCUCGGUUACAGAAGUGCCACAGAAAUUUUCAAACGUUCAGUCGAAUAUGACUCGAAGUAAUUCUUCGGGUGGCGUAGUCGGUAUAAAUCCAUCAUCAUCAUCAUCACCUAACAAAGUCAGCAGAUCACGCGGAGGCGUGACGCGUAAUAACAGCACGGAUUCGGCUGGUAAUUUGAGAACAUUUCGACCGAAUCCCAAACAUUCGUCAAAUUGUUUAAAAACAAACAGUCCGUCUAGGGGAAAUCCUCCCAACUUGGCGGAAAUGGAUUUUCCUCCGCCUCCUAACGAUUUGCCACCUCCUCCCUCCGAAGACUCGCCGUCUUCUCCGCCGCCUUCUUCGAAUAAACGACCUCCCACGUCGUCGUCCUCUUCCUCACCCAAAGCUAGUAAAAAUUCAACGAUCACCGAGGUUGAAUCAAAUGCUCAGAACGAAACCAAUUCAGAUUUUCAUCGAUCCUCGGAUUCGUCAACUCCAAGGUUUGGCAUCAGCCUUCGCCGAUUAGAAAAUUCAAUUGAUUCUUUAGGAAAUUUUAAAUCAUCGGAUUCUGCCGUUAAUAACGAUAAUAAUUUAGGAAAUUCGGAUAAACCUCCUGAGGACGACAAAGAAUUAACGUCGAAUAAAAUUAAAAAUUCCGCUAUAAAAAAAAUCAAAGUUCGAACCGCCAAGAAUAAAGAUUCACCGACUGAUAUUCAAAAAUCUCCUUCCGAUUCCAAGGCUCAAACGAGAAAGUUUCCGAGUAAGGAAGACAACGGUGAAGUCAUGUUAAAAACUCAGUUAAAGAAAAUUGAUCCGACUGUGGUUAAAAAAACUGAUAAUGGAACGAUUGUGGAUUUUAAGUCUCGAUUGAGAAAAGUUGAAGUGGAAAAAAAGAGUAGUGGUGAGUGCAACGAAGAUGAAAACGAAGUCGCGAGUGCGGACGAGGAAAACAAAAGGAAAAGCACGGGAUCCAUAAACAGUUUGAAAAAACUGUGGGAAAACAAGGACGGAGUCGAAAGCGUUUCUCAAAUCAGUCCCAAGCUCAGCAAUAAAUUGUCCAAAUCCGACGACAAAGACUCGAGUCCUCACGACAAAAAAAUAUGGCCGCCGCCGCUGCUGCCGAGUUUAACGUCCGCGGAUGAAAAACCCUCAGUGCCCGCGAAACCCAUCGUCAAAUCAUCCAAACCAGUCGUGCCGCCGCCGGCGAAACCGAGCGCGCCCUCGAACAUUUACGCGACUCCGAGUCGGUCCGACGGGAAAAAUGUCGAAUCUCCGGAAAAGAACAAAGAAUCCGUUUUGGAAAUAUCUCAGGCGUUGGAAAACGCGUUGGGAUUGUUGAAAUCAAGCGGAGCGACGACGACCGCGGGAUGGCUUCAACUAUCCGACAAAAUAAGACUGCUCCACGGCAAAUGCCAAGGUUACGUCGAUUCCCUGAGUCCUCCCCAAGUGAAAUUUAAAUACCGGGAAUUGCUCUCCCGAUUGGAUUCCCUUGCCCGUCAACUCCGGUCGGCGGGAACGAGGAACUCGGAGGAAAACAUACUUUUGUGUAACGAAGUUCAAAACACAAUCAAAGAUGUUCUUAAUUCGAUAUCGAGGUAG
Molecule: messenger RNA, 4044 nt
Organism: Pediculus humanus corporis (human body louse)
Lineage: Eukaryota; Metazoa; Arthropoda; Insecta; Psocodea; Pediculidae
Product: proto-oncogene tyrosine-protein kinase abl1, putative
Exons: 18
Coding region: 1-4044 (1347 amino acids)
Biological process (GO): protein phosphorylation
Molecular function (GO): ATP binding; non-membrane spanning protein tyrosine kinase activity; protein binding
Source: RefSeq, a predicted model, not a curated record